Coffea eugenioides is the source of this 3870-nucleotide messenger RNA. Its product is annotated as nuclear export mediator factor Nemf. Bases 168 to 3584 code for a protein of 1138 amino acids. The record is from RefSeq and is a predicted model, not a curated record. Gene Ontology annotation, cellular component: RQC complex. Gene Ontology annotation, molecular function: ribosomal large subunit binding; zinc ion binding; tRNA binding. Gene Ontology annotation, biological process: ribosome-associated ubiquitin-dependent protein catabolic process; rescue of stalled cytosolic ribosome. The transcript has 14 exons. Lineage: Eukaryota; Viridiplantae; Streptophyta; Magnoliopsida; Gentianales; Rubiaceae.
CGAGUCGAGUGUCAUUAAAUUAAUUAAAGAGUAUAAAAAAUAAACAAAAUCACUCCUCCCCCCAAAUUCAGAGCUCAUAUUUUUCUCUCGAACCUAAGAGUCCUCCGCCACUAACCGAUUAAAUUUGUCGUAAGUAAUCCAUCUUUAGCUUUGAAGCUCCAAAAGAAAUGGUGAAGGUACGAAUGAACACGGCCGAUGUGGCCGCCGAGGUCAAGUGCAUGCGCCGACUAAUCGGCAUGCGGUGUUCCAAUGUCUAUGACCUCUCCCCCAAGACGUAUGUGUUUAAGCUGAUGAAUAGCAGUGGAGUAACAGAAUCAGGGGAGAGUGAGAAGGUGUUGUUGUUGAUGGAAAGCGGAGUCAGAUUGCAUACCACUGCUUAUCUUAGGGACAAAAGCAAUACGCCAUCAGGAUUUACGCUAAAAUUGAGGAAGCAUAUAAGGACCAGGAGGCUUGAGGAUGUACGGCAACUUGGUUAUGAUAGGAUUGUUCUAUUCCAAUUUGGACUUGGUGCCAAUGCGCACUAUGUAAUAUUGGAACUCUAUGCCCAAGGAAAUAUUCUCCUUACAGAUUCUCAGUUCAUGGUCAUGACACUUCUGCGAUCACACAGAGAUGAUGAUAAAGGUUUAGCAAUCAUGUCGCGCCAUCGCUAUCCGGUUGAAGUAUGUCGAAUUUUUGAACGGACUAGCACUGAAAAGCUGCAGGCAGCCCUAACACGUUCAAUGGAACCUGCUGGAACUGAAUCUGUGGAUGGGAGUGAACAGGUAAACAAUGCUUCUGAUGUAUGCCAAGGGAUAGAGAGUGACCGCAAAAUGGCAAAUUGUAGGGAGUCUAACAAAAAGGUUAAUGAUGGAGCUCGUUCCAAGCAUCCUACCUUAAAGGUUGUUCUUGGCGAGGCUUUGGGCUAUGGACCAGCAUUGUUGGAACAUAUUAUUCUAGACGCUGGUCUUAUACCGAAUACAAAAGUUGCUAAGAAUUUCAAAUUAGAAGAUGAUACUCUACAGCUGGUGGUGGGUGCUGUUUCCAAGUUUGAAGAUUGGCUAGAGGACAUUAUAUCAGGUGAUAAAAUCCCUGAAGGUUUCAUAUUGAUGCAGCAAAAGAAUACGGGGAAGAGGGACGUCACCUUUUCAACUACUGGAAGUUCUGGACAGAUCUACGAUGAAUUCUGCCCUUUGUUGCUGAACCAAUUCAAGUUGAGGGAUUGCAAAAGUUUUGAGACCUUUGAUGCUGCAUUAGAUGAAUUCUACAGUAAAAUAGAAAGUCAGCGUGUUGAACAACAGCAAAAAGCUAAAGAGAGCUCUGCAAUGCAGAAGCUGACCAAGAUCCGUAAUGAUCAGGAAAAUCGGGUACUUUCAUUGAAGAAAGAAGUUGAACAUUGCAUUAAAAUGGCAGAGCUUAUAGAAUAUAACUUGGAAGAUGUUGAUGCAGCCAUAUUAGCUGUCCGUGUUGCUCUUGCAAAUGGUAUGAGUUGGGAGGAUCUGGCUCACAUGGUGAAAGAGGAGAAAAAAUCUGGAAACCCUGUAGCCAGCGUCAUUGAUAAGCUCCAUCUAGAAAGAAAUUGCAUGACAUUGCUGCUCAGUAACAAUCUUGAUGAAAUGGAUGAUGAUGAAAAGACACAACCUGUGGACAAGGUAGAAGUUGAUCUGGCACUCUCAGCCCAUGCAAAUGCUCGGAGGUGGUAUGAUAUGAAGAAGAGGCAAGAGAGCAAACAGGAAAAAACUGUAACUGCUCAUGAAAAAGCUUUUAAGGCUGCUGAGAGAAAGACUCGCCUUCAGCUUUCUCAGGAAAAAACUGUUGCAGCAAUUACACAUAUGCGCAAGGUUCACUGGUUUGAGAAGUUUAAUUGGUUCAUUAGCAGUGAAAAUUAUCUUAUUAUUAGUGGGCGGGAUGCCCAACAAAAUGAGUUGAUAGUAAAGCGCUACAUGUCUAAAGGAGACCUGUAUGUACAUGCGGAUCUUCACGGAGCUUCCAGUACUGUGAUCAAGAACCACAAGCCUGAAUAUCCUGUACCCCCGCUCACUUUGAACCAAGCAGGAUGUUUCACCGUUUGCCACAGCCAAGCAUGGGACUCAAAGAUAGUUACAAGUGCUUGGUGGGUCUAUCCUCACCAGGUCAGUAAAACUGCUCCUACUGGGGAAUAUCUGACAGCUGGAAGUUUCAUGAUCCGUGGAAAGAAGAAUUUUCUUCCUCCUCACCCUCUCAUUAUGGGCUUUGGAGUGUUAUUUCGCUUAGAUGAAAGUUCUUUGGGGGCUCACUUAAAUGAAAGGAGAGUAAGAGGUGAAGAAGAAGAGAUAAAUGACGUUGAACAAAGCGAGUCUUUUGGAGAAAUCUCUGAAUCCGAGUCAGAGAAAGCAGUCUCUGAUGAAAAGCUUGCUUCCAAAUUGCAGAGCAUUCCGGUUUCAUCAGAAGACAAAUUAAUGCUAGUGGACAUACCUUCUGCAGCUAACUCUAGUGAUGGGAUUAAUGUAUUGGGUGAUCAUGCUGAUAGCAAUUUGCAUAACAAUUUUCUUAAUAAUAAUGAUGCUGUAUCUGUAUCUGCCGAGAAUUCCUUUCCUUCUGUCUCACCGCAGCUGGAGGAUCUUAUUGAUAGAGCUCUUGAGCUUGGAUCUGCAAAAAUUUAUGGUGGUACUCAAACUACUUCUGUGGAAUCAGUGGAUGAGCAUGAUCAUAAAGCAACAGAAGCAACAGGGAGAGACAAACCAUAUAUAUCUAAAGCACAAAGAAAGAUACUCAAGAAAGGACAAAAAGAUACUAUUGGUACAACCAUAAAUAAUGGAAAAGGAGAGGCUGAGGGAAAUCAUAAUUCUGCAAGACAACUUGAGAAAAAUGUUGAAACUUCAAAGAUCAGUGGUGGAAAGAUCAGCCGAGGGCAGAGGAGUAAGCUUAAGAAGAUGAAGGAAAAGUAUGCCGACCAGGAUGAGGAGGAGCGGAGCAUCAGAAUGGCUUUAUUGGCCGCUUCUGGGAAGGUGCACAAAAAUAAUGAAGUUGUACAUGAUAAAGAGACCACAAUGAGUACUGAAGAAAUACCUGUUACUGGUUUUGAAAAUGCUCCAAGGGUGUGUUUUAAAUGUAAAAAGCCAGGUCAUUUAUCCCGGGACUGUCGUGAAUACCCUGAUGGUGUACAGAGUACUCCAGAUGGUUUGGAGGAAAAGUCUCGUGCGAAUUUGAACUAUGCUGCUAACACUGUGGACAGGAUAACGAUGGAGGAAGAUGAUAUUCAUGAAAUAGGGGAAGAAGAGAAAGGGAAACUAAUUGAUGUGGACUACUUGACUGGAAAUCCAAUGCCAAAUGAUGUUCUGUUGUAUGCUGUUCCUGUCUGUGGUCCAUAUAGUGCUCUGCAGUCGUACAAAUAUCGUGUGAAGUUGGUUCCUGGACCAGUAAAGAAAGGAAAAGCUGCAAAAACAGCCAUGAAUUUGUUUAGUCACAUGCCUGAGGCAAUAAACAGAGAGAAGGAAUUGAUGAAGGCAUGCACAGAACCUGAGCUUGUUGCUGCAAUCAUUGGUAACGUAAAAGUGACAGCUGCAGGGCUAACUCAAAUGCAGCAGAAGCAAAAGAAAAGCAAGAAAUCUAGCAAAGCACAAAGUUAGGUUUGUAUGAUAUUUUGCCCAAAUUAGUCUCAAGUCUUCCUGUCAAUAUUGUAGGACACCACUUUGCUUUGUCAACCCUUGGCUGCUCCUCGUGGCAAUGUAAGAGGUAUAAAUUGAGCUUGAUGAGUAUCCGCAAAAGAUCCGUUUGGCGAAUGUUUAUUUGUCUCCGUGAACUCUUCAAUAUGCUCUUGCUACAUUUUAUUAUUUCGGAACUGAAGCUUGCCAAAUGAUUUGAACUGAUGGAGAAUUUUAUUUUCCAUCAACCUAUACAUCUGUAUUUUCUUUC